GGAGCUUCUGUUGGGCAUAGUGAUGCCUUUCUCUGAGGUCACGAGACCACCCACCACUGCCUGUGCUGUAAGACUCGUGAAUGAGACCUCCCAGUGUGGUGGAGAACAAGAAGCUGGGGGCACCGUAAGAAUGUCCUGAAGGAAAGGGACAGAGCAGCAAGAAACUGAAAGCAGUUUCAUUCCCAGGAUGGAAGGCUGCUGGGACUGCUCAUUCUGUCCAGAAGGACAUCAUACAGGCUCCAGGCCUGGGGAUAAGAAUGUUUUGUCUGGUGCCAGAUGUACUCAUGACCCAGUAUGGAAUACACCGCAGGUGCAUGACCUGUCAAGAUGCCAAAUACUAUGUUGUAUGUGCUUGCUGUUAUCAGAUAAUUUGCAAAAAUAAAAGAGGCUUGAGCCAGGGGACUGAUACUUGGGCUCCUGGAGAGUCUUAGCCCCCUGCUUUUCAAUUCUCUCAUCACUGCAUCUUUAGGACCUAUUUCUCUACACCAGAGCAAUCCAGCUACAACAUGACAAUUCCAUAGGGAGAAAGGUUCUCUUGUGUUAGAACAUCACCGUAUUGUAGCCCCCAAUGCAGAGCAGUGUUCUUUUUCCCUGAGACACUUCUGCAGCCCCUGACUCUGCUCUCCAGGGGGCCUCUCUAUGCCCUGAAAGAUGGGGUUCUCACCUCUUGGCCCCACACAGGCCCUCUGGGGGCCAGGAUGCAUCCUGGGCCUUGGCGCUUUCCUUGAGUAGGCACCAUGUUUGUGCUGAUCACAGCAGCUUUACAUGGUAUCUUUUCUGGGCCAGGAGCCACAGCCAGUGUGGCUGGUAGAGUGUAUCUUUAGAGUCAGUGGAGGCUGACAUCAGAGCCUGUGAAUGGGGCCAGGCAGAGCUACUCUGAUGAUUUUUGAGUGCAGCAGAGCAAGCCUCAGCAUUGAAGAAAGGGAGGCUGGUGGUGGUGCAGGACUGAUGGAUGGGGUGCAGAUGGAUGGAUGAGGGAAUGGGGCCAGAGCUUACUGCAAGUAGUCACAGCAGCUGAUUUACUUGUCCUUAUUCAAUAGCUAGCUGGUCUUCCCAGUGCUGUGUAGGUGAUAGUUCUAUGUGAGCACGUAUGUGCUAGGGUGAGUGAGGGCUCAGUAAAUGUCAGCUCUGAGGACUCCAGGGCAGGAGGGCUUGGAUGGGUGUCUUGUGGCUCUGGGGCUGCCAUCUUCUGGGGACUUUCCAAGACCCUGAUGCUGGCUCCUGAGAUGGGAGCCUUCUUCCCAGGUAAGUCCUGAGCAAGGAGAACCCCUCCCCACUCCCACCCCGUGCCAUGCCUGUGUUUCACUGGCCCACUCCUGUGAGUGUCCCUUUGCGGACACUAUCAAUAAGUCCACUUUGUGCCCACUGAUGCAACAUGCACAGGACCCACAACUUCUCUCUGUUUGCACCCGUCACUAAAAAUCCAAGAGGCCAAAGGCCUUGUGGCACUGCAGCCACCCCAACAGGUCCUGUGUUUGGUUUAUUUAUUGGAUAAACACAGCUGCAUGACCAGACAAAUGCCUGUCCACCCCAGUGGGGCUUAUGCUUUAUGGGCAGGGUCAGACACAAAUACACUGCACAGCAAAACACAUCAGACGCGGAGCUCAGGAGCAUGCAAUUUAUAGGGAGCAGUCAGGGCAGGCACCCCAGCAAGAGAACAUUGGAACAGAGGCCAGAAGGAAGUGAAGAAGGAGCUUCAAGGAUAUGUGAAGCAGGAAUGAUCCCAAGGGGCUGAAAGCAAAGGCCCUGUGAUGGGCGUGAGCCUGGGUGUGGAGGAGGAAGAAGGCAGCGGUGUGGAAAGGGAAGGGAGAGCUGAUGAGCAUGGGGGUGGGGAGAAGCCCCCUCUGGCCCUCUGUUUGCUUUUUGAGUACAGCAUGCUUUGGAGCUUCCCUUGGCCCCUCCAUCUGGAGCUUCUGUGUCCCCAUCUCCCAGGGACCCAGUCCUACCAACCUCUGUCCCUUUCAGCUGUGCCCUGAGUAACAUGAAAAAGGUCUCCCUGGAGCUGGGCAGGAAGUCACCCCCCAUCAUCCUUGCUGACUGUGACCUCAGCAAGGCUGUGCAGAUAGUGAGGACCACCUGCAGGUGGACGUGGGGUGCCCAUCUCUGAUUCCACAGUCAAACUCACACAUUUGGCCUAGACUGGCAGGAAGGAGCCUAGGGGACAAAGAAUGACAUAUGUCUUCCAGAAAAAAAACACUUCCCAAGAAGUUUUGUGACUGUCAGAAUUACCAAGAUCAGCUUCACAGAAUAGGAAAUGUUAGCCAUAUUCCCAUCUGUUCUGAUAUCAACAUGAAAACCUCUCCUUUUUGCUGUGUCUGUUUGUCCAGCUCCACCACUGACUCACUGGGCAGCCUCAGGCAAGUUACUUAACCUUUCUGGGCCUCAUGUUCUCACCUGUAUGAUGGGGAGAAUACACCUAUGGUUGUUAUAGGGAUUCAACAAGCUAUUAAGUCCGAAGGGCUUAGAAGAUGUGGCAGGUGCUGUGUGUCAGUUGUUCUUAUGUUUGUAUUGUCACUGUCAUUGUUAUGCCUCAGUCCCCCUCUCCAUACCUUCAGGAGCAAGCCAGUAAGGCCAUGUUCCACCAGUGCCCAAAUAUGCCCCAUUCCAUCUAACCAUCACUGUGCCUUGAAGCACAAUGUGACACCCAGCAUGGACAUGAAAGGGAGUGCAGCCUCAGAUAGGGAAAUUGAGGGAGGCCAGUUCAUCAGCCCAAGGGUCUUGGCCCUGGUGCUAAGGCCAUUGCUGCAGGGCCAGCAACCCAGGCCAUGUCAUUGGUCAGUGCAAUCCCAGCUUCCAUGAGAAUCAAGCAUGACACAGAGCAGUCAGUCUCAUACGCCUCCCCUGGCUGACCACAUAGGGCUCCCCAGGGCAAAAAUACAGGCCCCUUUGAGGAGUGUCCCUCUGAAGACACUUAUUCUAGAUCCCUGCCAGGAGUUCUCUCAGGCCUGAGCUGGCACCCUGUCCCUCCCGAGACAUGGGGCUGCUGCCUGCUCCAAGCUAACAGACCCUCCAGGCUCAGCCCCAUGAGUGUGAGCUCUGACUCCUCCUGUAUCACCCCAGGGAACACGCCUUCAUACAGGGUCUCCAGGCUCACUCCCUGACUCCCUCUUGUCCUCCACUCUCUGCAAUGCAGACACAAGUGUCCCCAGGGGAUGGGACUCAUCUCCCCUCUUGAGGUGAAUGAGUAAUGAGUGGAGCUGGUAUGCCCAGCGCUGGCUGGGCCUGGCCCACCAUCCCAUCAAAGGUCAGGAUAUACACAUUCCUCCCUUACCCUAUAGGAAGGGGGUACCUGGGGCUGAUGGGAUGUGGGGGGGGCUGAUGCCUUGGGAGAGGUUGUAAGCCAGCAUCCUUAUCCAUUCUCUGAAGGGGAUGAGCUUCAACAAAGGCGAGAACAGCAUUGCAGCAGGCCAGCUCUUCGUAGAGAACUCAAUCCACAACCACAUUGUACAGAAGGUGGUAGAAGAGGUGAAGAGGAUGAAGAUCGGUAACCCUUUAGACCAGGACACCAACCAUGGACCGCAGACCCACCAAGCCCACCUAUGGAAGCUAAUAGAGUACUGCCAGCGUGGCGUGGAGGAAGGGGCCAUGUUGGUCUGUGGUGGGAGUCAAGUCCCUCGGCCAGGUUUCUUCUUCGAGCCAACCAUUUCCAUGGAUGUGGAGAACCACAUGUUCAUAGCCAAGGAGGAGUUUGGGCCCAUCAUGAUCAUCUCUCGGUUUGCUGAUGGAUAGGGAGCCCUGCUUAUGUCUCUUGAGAACUGGAUCCUCUUCCUUGCUUUACUGGGUUCUUCCCUUGAGCUUUGUGGGUGGCGGGUGUGGCCAGAAGGAGAAUUCAGGUGGGGUGGGGGCUAAGGACGAAGCCUAACCUAGCCUUCCCAGUCCUUGUCAACCACUGAAGUUAGCAGAGUCCCUGGAGGUCCAGGAAGGCUGGUUCCAACUGAGAGCAUCCACUUCAUCUCUCUGAUGCCUCUCACAGCCUGCUGGUCCUGUUCCCAUUAUCCACUGCUGUGUAAGAAACCAUCCCAAACUCCAGUGGCUUGAAAUAACAAGUUACUUAUUUCACUUGUGAAUCUUCAAUUUGGUCAGCAUUCUAUGGGACUGGCCAUCUCUGCCUCCAUGUCAGGGCCUCUCCUUAGGCUUUCCGUGGCAUGGCAGUUGCUGCUUGGCACCUCACUCACCCAAAAAGGGCCAGUGGAAGAUGUAACCCUCCUCAAGAACCAUCAGUCAGCCUCAGAAACACUGAACCUCACUUUCCCCCUCCUAUUGGUCCAGCAAGUCAUCGAGGCCAGGAGAGGAAUAGGAACCGGCCAUAAUUGCUCUACCACAGACUCUUUUCCUGACUAUUAUUUUUCAGAGUAGAACCUCUGAGCAAAUUCUAGAAUGGCACCUCAUCCUCAAUACACUGUACUUCCAACUGUCAAAAAAUUAUCAAAAUUAUCUUCACAUGCUGUGUUAGAAUGAGACACUUUUCUACUAUCUACCAAGCAAAUAUUGUGGUGAGUCUUCAAGCCUAUGAAG
Acinonyx jubatus (cheetah) is the source of this 4515-nucleotide messenger RNA. Its product is annotated as cytosolic 10-formyltetrahydrofolate dehydrogenase. The record is from RefSeq and is a predicted model, not a curated record. Gene Ontology annotation, molecular function: formyltetrahydrofolate dehydrogenase activity; aldehyde dehydrogenase (NAD+) activity. NCBI's taxonomy places the organism in Eukaryota, Metazoa, Chordata, Mammalia, Carnivora, Felidae.